ACGCAAAGGGCACAGGGAGUGUUAGUCUAUCGGGCGCGCAGAGGGGCACGGGUCGGGCACUCUUCCUCUCGUUUCUUCAACAGCAGGCACCUGGCCCACUGGAGGGGAAACUUCCCACAGUUCCAGCCCCUUCCCUCCCGGGAAAUCUGCAGUUCCCCACACUUUCCCCUGGACGACCCCAUCCAAACAGCCCCCUCCCCACCAAGGCUCACGGGGGAAGCUGACUGCUGCCCACCCGCCCCUUCCCCAGUGCGGCCGAGCCGGGCGGAGCCGGGGUGGGGUGGUGAGUCAGUCGGUGAAUGGCGCUCCUCCGCAUUCCAGGGCGGGCGGGUCCCACUGCUCCUCCCCGCGUCCGCCCCGCACCACCUAGCCCUCCCGGCCCUCCUGGCCCUCCGGACACACCUUCCCUCACCACCAUGGAGUUCAACCUGGAGGCAGCCCUGGAGCCCACUUCCAAGAAGUCCGCAGAGGCAAGCCAGCGGGGGGCCUCCAAGCACAGCCCCCCCAAAGUUCAGGGCCCAUCAGCGGCAGGAGCAGCUGCUAAUCCCAGGCCCCGGACUGCGGGCUCGGAGCAGCAUGAGCGCACCCCCAAGGCCAAGAAGCCGAAAGUGAAGAAGGAGAAGGGGAAGAAGAAGAAGAAGGAGGCUGCUCACUGACGGGGCCUGGGAGGGGCUCAUUAAACCGUCGCCGCUGCAUUCCGGCUACCCGGCUCCGCGAACGUCCUUGCCCGCCCUUUCCCGUGUCCCCCGCGCCCCCCGACCUUGGCCACCCCCCCCGGCCGGCCCGCGCGCCGGGCCAAGAAGACGCUGCCCGGCCAAUGUCCAUCCCGGUUUAUUGUUUCCGAAACAGCGGCCGCGCCCCGGGGGCGGGCGGCGGCCUGUGCAGUGCGACAUCUCUCAGCAGCUGGAGGCGGGCCCGAGGGAGGGCCGCGGGGCUGGGGCGGGCCCGCGGGAGACCAGGCGGCGGAGCGCGCGGCGGCCCCGGGAUCCGCGGCUGGGAGCUUCCAACGGGGUCGGCGUCACCGCACCAGGUGGAAGGUGAGCCAGUACAUGAGCAGGGGCUGCGCCGCCGCCACGGCCAUCGUCAGGUACAUCCGCAGCUGGUUCCGCGCUCCGCGCACCGGGACCCCUUCGGCCGCCGCCUCCGCCAGGAUCUUCAGCCGCAGCGUCCGGAUCUGGGGUGGAGUUUGGGGGAGACGGGGAGCCAAGGGGUCGGCCUGGGGCGGGGCGCCUGGGCCUGCUUCCAGCCUCUGCCCGUGAGGACCACGCAGCCAGGCCAAGCUCCUGCCCUUCUACAGCUCCAAGUUUCUGUACCAUCCAGUGGUGGCUGCAGACAAGGCCACAGCCCUUCCUCACCUGUCCACGGGGGAAGGCAGGGCACAGAGCUCUGCUCCUUUGGGGCCUCAGUUUCCCCCAAAGCUCUUAACACAUGGUGAGGACUUGCUCCUGGCCAGGACCUAAGAGCAAAACCUCCCAGGAGGGCUCUGAACUCAGAUGCCAAUCAGGGACCUAAAUGUGUGUGAGGUGGCCAGUGCCACGGUGAAUAUCCCGCCUGAAGGGCCGCUGAGACUCAGCCCCAGCUGUGGCCCCAGGUGGGGAUGCUGGUUGCUGUUGGCCAAGGCCAAUUUUUAAAGACAAGCCAGAAAUGCUGUUUUGUAACUUUUAAAUGAUGACAUCUAAGUCCAAGUUUGUUCAAAGGCUUGAU
Choloepus didactylus (southern two-toed sloth) is the source of this 1704-nucleotide messenger RNA. RefSeq names its product chromosome 27 C19orf33 homolog (gene C27H19orf33). Bases 300 to 656 code for a protein of 118 amino acids. The record is from RefSeq and is a predicted model, not a curated record. Lineage: Eukaryota; Metazoa; Chordata; Mammalia; Pilosa; Megalonychidae. Gene Ontology annotation, cellular component: nucleus. The transcript has 3 exons.